Messenger RNA from Hibiscus syriacus, 594 nucleotides. RefSeq names its product glycine-rich cell wall structural protein-like. NCBI's taxonomy places the organism in Eukaryota, Viridiplantae, Streptophyta, Magnoliopsida, Malvales, Malvaceae. The record is from RefSeq and is a predicted model, not a curated record. The coding region runs from base 1 to 594 and encodes 197 amino acids. The transcript has a single exon.
AUGGGCUGCUUUUGUGCUUUGUCUUUCGUUCUUGUUUUGCUAACUCUGCAUGCAUGUCAUGCACGUAACGUGCCGAAGGAACAUGCAAUGCAAGCCGAUGCACUGACGGAGGAUUCAGCCAAGGGUAAUGGCGUUAAUGACGGAAAGAAUGUUGUUUACGGAGGUGGAGUUGGUGGGUUUGCUGGGAUGGGGGGCGCUGCUGGGGUGACGGGGGGUCUCGGUGGGAUCGGGAAAGUUGGUGGCGUUGGCGGUGCUGCUGGAUUAGGUGGUUAUAAAUGCAUCGGCGGAUUAGGCGGUUUGGGCGGCGGAGUUGGAGGUGUAGGUGGUUUAGGAGGCGGGGUUGGUGGUCUAGGCGGCUUAGGCGGCGGAGUUGGCGGUUUAGGAGGCGGAACUGGCGGAGGAGUUGGGGGAGUAGGUGGUCUAGGCGGCCGAACUGGUGGCGGAGUUGGGGGUCUAGAUGGUGGUGGUUGUCCCGGAACAGGCGGUUUAGGCGGCGGUGGUUGUCCCGGAACAGGCGGUUUAAGUAAAGCAGAAGGUGUAGAUGGACAUGGGAAUGGUGGUUCAACAAGCAAUACCAUAAAGCCAUCUCCUUGA